This is a messenger RNA of Erinaceus europaeus (western European hedgehog), 2431 nucleotides long. RefSeq names its product STE20 related adaptor beta (gene STRADB). Gene Ontology annotation, molecular function: ATP binding; protein kinase activity; protein serine/threonine kinase activator activity. The record is from RefSeq and is a predicted model, not a curated record. Bases 502 to 1752 code for a protein of 416 amino acids. Gene Ontology annotation, biological process: protein phosphorylation. Lineage: Eukaryota; Metazoa; Chordata; Mammalia; Eulipotyphla; Erinaceidae. The transcript has 13 exons.
CCGCGUGAAAAGAGGAAUCUCUUAGCCGGCAGCCCGAGGGGCCGCCCGCCAGUAACUGCCCGGGCGUGGCGGGGACCAGCGAGCUACUUCACAUCAUCAUUCGGCGACUCGACUUUUGCGGCGACGCCGGCAUUCAGACCUUCGGGUCCCGCCCCACUCUCGAAGGUCCCGCCCCUUCCCUGGGGGGCUGGAAGGCGGAAGGCGGAGUCGCAAUCCCGGGGCCCGCCCGGGAGGGCCAAGUCCCAACCCCAGCGUAGUCCUGGACAGGGGCAGAGUUCCUGACCUGCCGCCCCAGUCCGGGGCGCGCCGCCGUCCAGCGCUCAGCGUUCAGCGUUCAGCGGCCCCUCUGCGGGGCGUCGUCCGUGCCCGCACCGGCCGUCGGGGGACAGUAGCUGGCGGUGCUGGCAGCCUGGAGGAUAUUUCUACAUCUUGAAGCAAAAGCAAACAUCUCCUUUGGAAUACAUGGAUUUUUCCCCCUAGUCUCUGAACUAAAGCGACUCAAUGUCUCUUUUGGAUUGUUUCUGUACUUCAAGAACACCAGUUGAGUCACUCCAGCCUGAAAAGCAGUCUAAAUCUGGUAUUCAUCAAUAUUUGGUUGAUGAGCCAGCUCAUUGCUGGCCGCCUCUGUCCACUCAGGCCAGUGAAGCGAUCUGCUCCACCCAUGCUUCACACUAUGAACUUCAAGUGGAAAUCGGGAGAGGAUUUGACAACCUGACUUCUGUCCAUCUUGCACGACACACCCCUACAGGAACACUGGUGACUAUAAAAAUCACAAAUCUGGAAAACUGCACUGAAGAACGCCUGAAAGCUUUACAGAAAGCAGUGAUUCUAUCCCACUUUUUCCGGCAUCCCAAUAUUACAACUUACUGGACAGUUUUUACAGUUGGCAGCUGGCUUUGGGUUAUCUCUCCAUUUAUGGCCUAUGGUUCAGCAAGCCAGCUCUUAAGGACUUACUUUCCUGAAGGAAUGAGUGAAAUUUUAAUAAGGAACAUUCUCUUUGGAGCAGUGAGAGGACUGAACUAUCUGCACCAAAAUGGGUGUAUUCACAGGAGUAUUAAAGCCAGCCAUAUCCUCAUUUCUGGUGAUGGCCUAGUGACCCUUUCUGGCCUGUCCCACCUGCAUAGUUUGGUUAAGCACGGACAGAGGCAUAGGGCUGUGUAUGAGUUCCCACAGUUCAGCACAUCAGUGCAGCCGUGGCUGAGUCCAGAACUGCUGAGACAGGAUUUACAUGGAUAUAAUGUAAAGUCGGACAUCUACAGCGUCGGGAUCACAGCAUGUGAGCUGGCCAGUGGUCAGGUACCUUUCCAGGAUAUGCCUAGGACUCAGAUGCUGUUACAGAAACUAAAGGGUCCUCCUUAUAGCCCAUUGGACAUCAGUAUUUCCCUUCAGUCAGAAUCCAGAAUGAAAGAGUCCCGAUCAGGUAUAGACUCUGGAAUUGGAGAAAGCGUACUUGCCUCCAGCGGAACUCACACUGUAAAUAGCGACAGAUUACAAACACCAUCCUCAAAAACUUUCUCUCCUGCCUUCUUCAGCUUGGUACAGCUCUGUCUGCAACAAGAUCCUGAGAAAAGGCCAUCAGCAAGCAGUUUAUUGUCCCAUGUUUUCUUCAAACAGAUGAGAGAAGAAAGCCAGGAUUCACUGCUUUCCCUGCUGCCUCCUGCUUCCCACAAGCCGUCAUUACCUCUGCCUCUAGCAACACCAUGGACUCAACUGGAGUGUGAGUCUCCUGAUGAAAAAGACUGGGAAUUCUAGGGCUGCUGGAUUCUUUUGUCCUACAUACUUGACACUUUUCCCCUGCUGCUUUUUAUUCCAUAUUGCUAGGGUACAAAUAACUAGAAUUAUACUUGAAAAUGCAGUUGGGUACACUGGCAAAUCCAUCAGUUAAAACCACUAUGUUCAAAGGAGCAUAGCUGAUAGCCCUUUGGUCAGCUCAGCCUCUUAUUUUAACUCCAGGGAAACUCCAGAAUUGUUCCCCUAGCUGUACUUAGUGCCACCCAUUCUCAUUUUUUUUUUCCCCCAAGCUGUGACUAACUCCUCUCCUUGAUUUUUUUGGUCUGAUUACUGAGCCAGUUAGUGUUUGUAUUUUCAGUCAAACCCUCAGAGGACACUGCAUUGAAGUGCAUUCUUCUCUUCCAGUGUCUCAGCCAUUCUCAUCAGCUCCUGUGAGACAGACUAGCUCAUCCUGUCACUGAACUCCAUGUUUCUCUGUUAAAAGGGAAAUGUUUGUAUUUUCCCACUUUUCAUCUGCUAGUAAUUAACACAAAUCAAACUGAGCCUCACUCACAUUAAAUGAUUCACUUGAAAUAUAUAGAAAAGUCAUUUUCUUUUUUUUUAUUUUUAAGGGGCUAAAGCAACACUUUUCUACUAAUGUAAAUUAUGGACCCUAAAUUCAUGUACCCUGUGGGAACUCAGUAAAGCUUUAUUGAAUGGA